Prorocentrum cordatum is the source of this 885-nucleotide messenger RNA. NCBI's taxonomy places the organism in Eukaryota, Dinophyceae, Prorocentrales, Prorocentraceae. The record is from the annotation of a GenBank genome assembly.
GUCCAGAGGCGCCACGACAGGAUCGACGGCGGCCCGAGGCGUAGCGGCGGAAGUAGGACCAGGGACUCCGAGGCCCGCCUGGCAGCAAAGAAGGCCGCUACUAUCGCUGACGACCGUCGCUCCCGUGACGAGCAGCACGGCAGGCGAGGCGCAGCCAGGCUCCAGCGCGAGGCUGUGCCCCAGCCGUGCAUGCCUGAUGACGCGGACGGGCGGAUCGAGGCGCUCAGGCACCGACCCCAGUGGCUAGGUGAGGCGGCCGAGUGCAAGUACGGGUGCGACCGCUGCAGAGCCAAGGCCAGGACGCCAGAGGACGUGAACGCGGGCUUUUGCAGAGGGCAGCCGCAGGGGGUCGAGGACGCCCACCCGAUGCAUCAGCUCACGAUCAUCGGCAUGCUGGUGCUCUGCGACGGCUGCGAGGCGGGAAGCGGCGGGGGCCAGACAGUGCUGCUGCGAGAGGAGUGCACAGGAGCUGCGUCGGAUAAGAGCUCGCGCACGCGACGGAACGACAUGCGAAGAGGCAAAGAUCCAGUCAUGCUGCAGUUCCUGGGCGACCCCGCCAGAGUGGUCAUGGAGGCCGACCCGCUGGAUCGAAGCCCCAAUGCCGACCUCGGCGCGCGGGCAGUGCACACCGUGGGCAGUGCGCCGGAGGCCAGCCUGGCGGAGGACGGCUGCGACGAGAUGGAGGAGCCCCUCGGGAGCGGCGAGGUGCACGACGAGUGCGCCGUGCUGGAGGAGCCCAGCGGAAGCGACGAGCUGGAGCUGCCCAGCCGUGCGCGCGGGGCGCGCGCGGCGGGGCGCCGACGGGCGGCGAGGACACGACGCCGCCCCGUCCGCCAGCCUGCGCGCUCUCCUCCUCUUCUUCGACGUGCUGUUGGGCCGAUCUAG